AAAACAUUUUAUUACAUUUUUUUCUUUCAAAAGGAUGUGAUUUUACAAAAUACUAUUUUAUAAAAGCAAAGGAAUAUAAAGUAGUGAAUAUGGGCUUGCUAUCUGACCCAGAAUACAGUUCAGUAAGAUGGGUAAAAGUGCUGAGAAGAUUACACUCUCCUCUUUGCAUUUUAUGUUAUCUUGGAGCAAUCCUGUGGUUUUUCAUGUUAGCAAAUCGUGAAUUCAAUAAUGAGACGUACUUUUCGGAGAAUGCUCUAUUACCUGGGCUCGUUACGAACGAGUUUAACGGAGAACAAGCAGCCAAUAGAUUUUACACCGAAUUCCUGCAGGAGCUAGAGGAAAAAUAUGAUGAAACUGAUGAAAUGCCCAUACCAUGGCUUGUAGCAAAAAUGUCCCAGUUGCACCUAGAAGUAUAUACUCACAACUUCACUCUGAAUUAUCCAUUGGGGCAAGGACAGGUAUUCAAAGGUACCAAUGUGUAUGGUAUUCUCCGUGCUCCGAGAACCUCAUCUUUGGAAGCAAUAGUUCUGUCUGCUCCUUACCGAUCCAUCUCCAGCCACCAAAAGGGGACUGCAGCUGGAAUUGCUUUGAUGCUAGCGUUCGCACAAUUUGCUAGACCACAAAAGUACUGGGCGAAGGAUAUAAUUUUCCUAAUCACUGAACAUGAACAACUAGGAAUGCAGGCUUGGUUAGAAGCUUAUCAUGGCUUGAAGAGAGAUUCAGAAACAUUCUAUUCCAGCCUCGGCAGUUUUGUGCUGCCUUACACAUAUGGUCCAGACUUUGGAAAGCUGACCAAGGGUUUUGAAUGGUUGAAUGACCAUAGCAAAUGCUUAGACCCAGGUACUUUAAAGGGCAGAUCAGGAUCCAUACAAGCGGCUAUAAAUUUGGAGUUCCAUACACCAAAAAUAAAAUAUAUUGAGGUUAAAGUUGAGGGACUAAAUGGUCAGCUGCCAAACCUAGAUCUAGUCAAUUUAGUUCACAAGCUGUGUGUAAAAUCUGGAAUACACCACUCAUAUAAAAAUAGUUACUCAUGGAUAAGAAAUCUUAACCCAAUGGACGAAUGGGUUAGUGGCAUUUGGACAUUGCUUGGCAUGGUUUCUGCGCAGAUUGCUGGUGUGCCAAACGGGAAUCACGGUCUGUUCCAUCGUUUUGGAAUCGAAGCUGUAACCCUGGAAGGUCGGGACGCUAACGAUCCUAUCGCCCCCCGCGUGUCGGCGCUCAGCUCAGCCAACUUCUACAGACUUGGACUGACACUGGAAAGUGUACUAAGAUCUCUAAAUAACCUGCUAGAGAGAUUCCACCAGAGCUACUUCUUUUAUAUGCUGGCAGCGACGAAUCGAUUUGUGUCAAUAGGUCAAUACAUGCCUUCACUGUGCUUACUCUGUGGUGCUAUGCUCAUAAAGGCUCUAGCUCUAUAUGUCUCCAUGCAAAAGGAGCAAGAAAAAGAAGAGGAAAGUAAGGAGAAGCAAGAUACAGAAGAAACAGAAGAAAAGAAAGACACAGAUUAUAAAAAAGAUUUUAAAACAAGGCGCGAGAUAGAUGCAGCGUUAAGCAGUAAUAUAAGUGUAGCAAAUAUCGGAACAAAUUACUUGUUAGUGCAUUUAUUAGGUUAUGCAGUUAUGAAUUUACCCGUUGUGUUCAGCCAAAUCGGUGCAGAUCAAUUUGGCCAACCCUCCGAAGUCUCCGUUUACUACGGACUCAUCAUCACAUCAGUAUUAAUAACGGUGGUGUCACCGUUUCUAUUGGGGAUCUUCCGGACGAGAUUAUCCCAUGAUGAAAUGACUUUAGUCAAUAUUCUGUUGCUGGUUGAGCUGGCGACCGCCUGCCUGGCUAUAGGCAUGCAUAACUAUCCUCUUGGACUGGUUAUAGCGGUCACUUAUACACCGUUAGCGUUGCUUGCUGGAGUUGUUGAUAGCGAGUCGAAAAGCACAUUCCUUCUGAUGCUAAAGAGGUUAUUCUGCUUGGUGUUGCAUCCGCUGUCCGUGUUGACGCUGUCUAUGAUUGUGUAUUCGAGUAUUCUUUUCCCGGAGGAGAAUUUCUUGUCUAUGGUGGGGCGAGGGAGGGAUGCAGCCAUGCAGGCUGUCAUGUUCGCCAUUGUGGACUCUAUGAUAUACGGCAACUGGCUAUUCAACGUCGGCGCUUGCGUGAUCUUACCCACCUGGAUCAUAUUCUGGCAGAUCCUGUGUAAUAGAGUUCGGAAUGAGUAAUUUAUUUAGUACAAUUUUCACACAAGUCAUUCCAAAGAAAUAAAAACAUUUUUGACGGA
Molecule: messenger RNA, 2266 nt
Organism: Aricia agestis (brown argus)
Lineage: Eukaryota; Metazoa; Arthropoda; Insecta; Lepidoptera; Lycaenidae
Gene: GAA1
Product: glycosylphosphatidylinositol anchor attachment 1 protein
Exons: 11
Coding region: 90-2207 (705 amino acids)
Biological process (GO): attachment of GPI anchor to protein
Cellular component (GO): GPI-anchor transamidase complex; membrane
Source: RefSeq, a predicted model, not a curated record